Molecule: messenger RNA, 1398 nt
Organism: Ustilaginoidea virens
Lineage: Eukaryota; Fungi; Ascomycota; Sordariomycetes; Hypocreales; Clavicipitaceae
Exons: 2
Coding region: 1-1398 (465 amino acids)
Biological process (GO): positive regulation of TORC1 signaling; cellular response to amino acid starvation
Cellular component (GO): Seh1-associated complex; nuclear pore outer ring
Molecular function (GO): structural molecule activity; protein binding
Source: RefSeq, a predicted model, not a curated record
AUGGCGGCCGCCUCCGGCCCAGCCUCCCCCCUCUCCGAGAAGCUCUCCUUCGACCUCAACCUCCAGCACGGCCACAAAGACCUCGUCCAAGCCAUCGCCUUCAACACCUACGGCGACCGCUGCGCCACGGGGUCCGUCGACGGCAAGAUCCGCGUCUUCAACCGCCACAAAGACGGCACCUGGCGCCUCUGCGACACCUGGACCGCUCACGGCGGCGAAGUCUUGGAGCUCCAGUGGCUCCCGGCAACCGUGUACCCCAACCUCGUCGCCUCCCUCGGCCGCGAGGGCUGGUUCCGCCUCUGGGCCGAGGACCCGGCCGCCGCGCCCGGCCGCCGCUUCUGCUCGGGACGCUCCGUCGGCGGCCGCCCGGCCUUCGACACGCGCUCCACCCGCGCGCCCUACCGCUCCUUCUCCAUGAAGCACAACGAGGACUCGCGCCACACCUACCUGGCCCUGCUGGCCACCGACGGCCGCCUCACCGUCUACGAAAACGACCAGCCCGAGAACCUGUCCGAGUACACGUGCGUCGACGAGUUCGCCGUGUGCGCCAAGCCCAGCCGCGGCGAGGAGGUCUCCUUCAAGGUGCGCUUCGACCCCAACCCGGAGCCGUGCUACAACGCCCUGCGCGCCGGCGUGCCCGUCGACUCGCUCGGCCUCGUCGUCGUCGGCAUGGACGCCGUCAAGGUCUACCGCUCGCGCGACACCGCCACCGCGUCGCUGGGCGUCGCCCAGGCCCAGAAGGAGUUCUACCUGGCCGCCGACAUCGCCGGCCACCGCGGCCUCGUGCGCGACGUCGCCUGGGCCCCGGGCAACAUCCGCGGCUACGACAUGAUCGCCACGGCCUGCCAGGACGGCUACGCCCGCGUCUUCAGGCUCGACACGCCUCUCCCCGACAACGACGCCCACCCCUCGUGGUCUUCCAGCCGCCUUCUCAGGCCCAAGCACCGGGAACAGCAAGGUGGUGGUGGCGGCGGUGGUGGCGGCGGCGGUGGUGGUGAUGCCCAGGACCCGAGCCAGCUGCAGCGCCAGCUCCAGCUCCACCACGCUUCUUCUUCCUCGUCUUCCGCCAAGGACGACGCCGCUGCCGCUGCCGCUGCCGCUGCCGAGAGCAAAAAGACCCUUCCUUCCACCCUGAGCGCCAGCCUUGCCAAGUCGGGAAGCUUGAGCCACAGGCAGUGGUCCGGCCAGCAAGGACAGGUGCACCACACGCAUCGAGAGAUAUCGCGCCUGGAUAGCCACCGCACGCCCGUCUGGAGAAUCGGCUUUGACGAUGACGGCCAGAUCCUCGGCAGCACCGGCGAUGACGGCAAGCUUGUGUUCUACAGGCAGACGCCCGAUGGCGUCUGGGCCAAGAGCUCGGAAUUGGUCAUGGUCAAGACUCGCAUGGUGGCUCCUUGA